Molecule: messenger RNA, 963 nt
Organism: Leguminivora glycinivorella
Lineage: Eukaryota; Metazoa; Arthropoda; Insecta; Lepidoptera; Tortricidae
Exons: 5
Coding region: 210-731 (173 amino acids)
Source: RefSeq, a predicted model, not a curated record
AAGUGGGUACACAGAACUAAAUCUAGAUGGCAAAGUGUUAGCCACAUACAUGUGUGAUUGUUAAACUUGUGUUAGUUAUUAGUUUGAAGUAGGGGUACCUAAUUGUGAUUGUGAAACACAGUCUUCUUCAAAAUCAGUUAAAUGAAAAUCGAUCCCUGACUUAAUGUGACGACUAUAACCCCGGUUGUGGAGUGAGAUAGAUCUGCGAGAUGAAAUGGUGCCAAACAAAAUGUCCAACGAUCCCUAUUGUUAGAAAGUGCUGCUUCUUUGUGCCUAUAAGGAAAGGAGUUAUUAUAUUCGGAUAUGUCAACUUGGUGCUCACCCUCCUCGUCUUCCCGGUCUUCGUGUUCAUGCUGGUCGAGGAAGCGACUAAUGAUGAUGAAGGCCAAGAAAUUCCUCCGCGCAUGGACCCCAUAGUGCAUAUACCGCUGACACUGGCGUUUCUACUGACUGACGUCAUCAUGUACAUCGUUCUACUUGUUGGAGCUCAUAAGAGAAAGCAGAGCCUGCUGAAGAGCUACCUGUACUUCGGCCUCGUGUUUCAAGUUCUGACCUUCUGCGUGGACAUGGCGUUUCUCGAAAUGCAAGAGUAUCUCGAGAACGCCGUCUACUUCUUCUUUUUAGGUUUGAACCUGUACCUGCUUUUCCUGGUUUACAACACAGUACGGGUCAUCGAAGAAAGCGCAGUGCAAUACGUAGCUCAUCAGGACCUGAGGCAUCUUAUUAUGUGACGUCACUGUCCAUGGAUCUAAAAAAUGUGACGCUCUUAAGUAACAUUGUUCCUAUAAGGAUAAAAUUUAUACGGAGGUUUAUACUGAUUACCUAUUAGAGCGUCUUCGUGCAUCAUCGACAAUGAGUUCCUGUUUUAGGGUUCCGUAGUCAACUAGGAACCCUUAUAGUUUCGCCAUGUCUGUCUGUCCGUCCGUCCGCGGAUAAUCUCAGUGACCGUUAGCACUAGAAAGC